This is a messenger RNA of Hypanus sabinus (Atlantic stingray), 4310 nucleotides long. RefSeq names its product NACHT, LRR and PYD domains-containing protein 3-like. The record is from RefSeq and is a predicted model, not a curated record. The coding region runs from base 813 to 3674 and encodes 953 amino acids. Gene Ontology annotation, molecular function: protein binding. NCBI's taxonomy places the organism in Eukaryota, Metazoa, Chordata, Chondrichthyes, Myliobatiformes, Dasyatidae. The transcript is spliced from 11 exons. Gene Ontology annotation, cellular component: cytoplasm.
GCCGGUCCUGAGAGGGAUCGGGACCGACAACUUCUGGGGGGAGACCUGACGUUGUUCAGUGAGUCCCGUUAACUUCCCCAAACGGGCGGCCGCGUCCCACUUCCUGGACACAACCUGCCGGGGUUGGAACGGGUUGCGGGUCCUUCACACCGAACCGCUGGAGAGAUGAGCCGCCGCUCCGCCUCUGUUGCUCGGGUCCCCGGACCGGGAUGAGGUGGUGUUGCCGGGACUGAUCCCAUCCGUUCACUUGUACCUGGGGAACGUUACCGCCAUCACCCGGCCCGGUAGCCGAUCCAAACUUCACCUGGAUCCAUACCUGGAGUCGAUAAUGGUUUUACAGCACACUGGAAGCGGCCGUUAGGCCCGUUGUUUUCUUGCAGACGGAGGGUUAAACAGAGUAAUCGCACCCUCGGGAGACACCUCCACGUGUAUGAGUAGUUCCAUCUUUCCCCGUUCAGACAGGACAGUGAGAUCCAGAUCUCUCACGUCCUCUCGGGGGACUGGGAAGUUUAUUUCCAUCUUCUGUCCUUUGGUACGGGUCGCCGAAAUGCUGACAGUGUUCCCGAUAUCUGGCCCCAUUAAUGCGAGAAUUAAGUCUUUCUCAUUUAUCUGGGUUUCUCGGAAAUGUGUACACUCUCUCCGGAAUUCCAAAGGAGCAACCCAGGCUGUCGAAUAUUCCCACACGAUUGAAACGGGGAUUUUUAUUUGACAUGAAACGUGGCACAGUGAACAUCCUGUCUUUGCCAUCAAGCAUUACAACAGUACAUCGAGGUGAUAUAAGAGCAGCAUAAACUGAUCACACCUGUCCUCAAAUGGCUCAGUGUUCGAGCAGGGGAGGAGUUCCAGUGGCUUCAACAUCAGGAAAGGACACGGUGAUCACCGAGCUCCUGGCAAGCUGGAAUGACUUCCAGCUGCUGCAUUUGACGGACUUCUACCGGGACAGGCUGGAGCAGGCGAUGGAAGGAGGGGUGCACGGAGUGAGCCUGGCGUUAACGGCCAAGAAUCAGUUCAGUGGAGAGGAACAUCGGAAAAUCUCUGAUCUCGCUGAUAAGGGAGAGCGGGCGGACAGUUCUAAACUCCUCCUGAGCCUGGUGACGGAGAAAGGCUCCCGCGCCCGGAGGGUGAUGUGGGAAACCUUUGUGAAAAUGCGGAUUGGUGUCCCAAAGUUUGACAAAAUACUGAAGGAAAUACAGGAACACGGUUGUGUUCCGGUCCAUCGACCCGUACCGGAGAUUCCCAGAGAACUGAAAGAUGUUCAACAGAAACACAAGGAGACUCUGCGGGCACAAACUGAAACACUGAGAGUGAACACGAUCCUGAUGAGGGAGAAGGUGAAGGUUUUCCAGCUGGUUGAUCGAUACGCUGAGCUCACGGUCAUUUCUACUGUUCGAGAUCGGAGACUGGUGGAACAUGAGCUGCUGGCAAGAGGUAGAGACCAUGGCGAUUGGAGAGAAAAACAUCUCCGCAGAGAACUGGAAAAAAUCCAGACUGAUCAGUUGUUCCAGAGCAGCUUUUCCUGGAGUAAAUCCAAAUCUGGGAGUUCGGCAGCAGUGGCUGGAGUCCCGGGGAUCGGGAAAACAACAAUGGUACAAAAGAUUGUUCAUGACUGGGCCACGGGGAAAAUAUUCCAACAAUUCCAGUUUGUCUUCAGUUUCAAAUUCCGCGAUUUAAACUCCAUUAACUGCAGGAUAAACAUGAGGGAACUGAUUCUGGAUCAAUAUCCCUACUUUGGGAAUAUCCUGAGAGAGGUCUGGAAGAACCCAGAGGGAUUGCUCUUUAUAUUCGAUGGUUUGGAUGAAUUCAAGCACGGAAUCGAUUUUGCUGACUGUCGGAGAGAUACAGAACCCAAGCACCAGUGCCCAGAUCCUGAGUGGUGGUGUGAAGUGUCUGACAUUGUGUACAAUUUAAUCCAGGGCAAGCUGCUCCCAGGGUGUUCAGUGCUGGUCACCACCCGCCCCACUGCAUUACAUUUAUUGGAAAAGGUUGAUAUCAGUGUCUGGGCUGAAAUCCUGGGAUUUCUUAGUGAGGAGCGGAAGGAAUAUUUCCUCAGACAUUUUAAAGAUCAGACGGUGGCAGAAGCUGUUUUCAAACACGUGAAGGAGAACGAGAUCCUGUACACCAUGAGCUAUAACCCCUCCUACUGCUGGAUCCUCGCUCUGACACUGGGCCCCUUCUUCACACAAAGAGUCAGGGACCCACUGCGAGUUCCCAAGACCAUCACCCAACUGUACUCCUACUAUAUUUACAACAUCCUGAAAAACCACGGCCGUGAGAUUGAGAACCCCGGUGAUGUGUUACUCAGGGUUGGUCAGAUGGCCUUCAGAGGAGUGUCUGAGAACAAGAUUGUGUUUACAGAUGGAGAUUUGAUCAAGUACAAUCUGCAGCCUUCCCAGUUCCUGUCCGGGUUCCUAAUGGAGCUUUUGGAGAGAGAGGAUUCUGCUCGGAGUGUGGUAUACACAUUCCCACACCUCACCAUCCAAGAGUUUGUAGCUGCAGUCGCACAAUUCCUGAAUCCACAUCCCGGGGAUAUCCUGAAAUUCCUCACUGAAACCCACAACACGACAGAUGGGCGAUUUGAGGUAUUUCUCCGUUUUGUUGCUGGUCUCUCCUCCCCAAUGACAGCUCGGGGUCUGGAGGAGUUUCUGGGUCCAUUUCCUCAUCAAACAACCUGCCGGGUGAUUGACUGGGUGAAGGAGGAGGUUGAACGCCAGAGUGGAAACACAGGGAGUGAAGCUGGUAAAAGGAGCCUCCUGAACACAUUGCACUACCUGUUUGAGUCUCAGAAUCGUGGACUGGCUCAGGCUGCACUGGAAUCUUUGGAAAUACUUUCGUUCAGUGGAAUGACACUGACCCCGAUUGACUGCGCGGUCCUAUCUCAUGCCAUCGGACUCUGUGAUACAAUAAAACAGCUCGACCUGGAGAAAUGCCGCAUUCAGAGUGAAGGAAUCCAGCAGCUGGGACCCGGGCUGCACAAGUGCCAGGACUUAAGACUUGGGGAGAAUAAACUGGGAGAUUCAGGAGUGAAACUGGUGUCUGCGGCUCUGAGGAACACAGAGAGUAAAAUACAGAAACUGGGGCUGGGGGAUGUCGGUCUCACAGAUUCUGGCGUCGAGGAUCUCGCUUCCCCUCUCAGUAAAAUAUCAUCACUAACGGAGCUGGAUCUGGGUAGUAAUAAACUGGGAGAUUCAGGAGUGAAACUGGUGUCUGCGGCUCUGAGAAACCCGGAAUGUAAAAUACAGACACUCGUGCUGGACAAUGUCAGUCUCACAGAUUCUGGUGCCGAGGAUCUCGUCUCCGCUCUCAGUACAAACCGAACGCUGAUGGAGCUGGACCUGGGUGAUAAUAAACUGGCAGAUUCCGGAGUCAAACUGGUGUCUGCUGCUCUGAGGAACCUGGAGUGUAAAAUACAGAAACUGCGGCUGGACAAUAUCAGUCUCACAGAUUCUGGUGCCGAGUAUCUUGUCUCUGCACUCAGUGCCAAACCAUCACUGAAGGGGUUGAGCCUUGGUUACAACUCGCUGACAGACCGAUCUGUACCCGCUCUCCGCCGCCUCAUACUGACCCUCCCGAGUCUGGAGUGGAUCCGAUUGUACGGGAAUUGGUUCAGUGUGACUGGGGAGAAGGAACUGAGAUCUCUACGGGAACCCAGACCAAGACUGACAGUGUCCCUGUGAACAUCUGUAUGUGCGAACAUCCCCGCCCGCAGGAUGGGGACAUUUUAGCCAAUUUCCCACCCCCAUCUUUCACUCCCGCCCUUACUUUUCAAGGCCACACGCCAGGUUUAAUUCUCAACUGUUCUGACGGAACCGGCUCCAGUGACGUGUGUCCGCCUGCUGUACGGCGGCGCAGCUUCCUCCGGAUGUGCAGGUUCAAGACUCCCCGCCACGUGAGACCCCGAACUACAUAGACAGGAAGAGCCUGGGGGCCAGGGCUCAGUCUGGGACACCGGUGUCCCGGGGUGGGAUUAUCCCGGGAGAGAAUCCUUUUGCUCCCUUUGCUGAGGACGGUGCAUUCGGCAGUCUGGCCGAUGUAAUGAUGUCAAAUUGACAAAUCCCUCUACAGUGACCCUAGAUCAGCAGCGAUCCCGACACAGCCCUGAAGUGUGAUUUUAUAAUCAUCGGUUCCCCGAUGCAGAGUGACCGUGAGAAACGGGACUGAUUAUUCAACCGGUCACUCGUUGUCACCGGUCAGUUAAUUGUGUGUGACUGUGAGUGAGUCGGGAGCAGCUUAUUUAUUCCCGCACGUCAGCAGCUGACACAUUGUUUAAUUUACAUUUGUCAUGAUGAAAUCAAUAAACCGCUGUAACUUCC